GAAGCGAUGCUGGACCCUCUGUGCGUGGAGGUAGCUGCAAAUACCGCAUCGACGGCAGGGCGCUACUUUCUUCGUCUUGUGCAACGCUGGGCGAGAGAAGGGGCUGCUGACGGCCCAAGGGGGACCUCCAUCUGCCUCAUAGCUGCCUAUGACGGCGCUGACUUUCGUGGUUUGCAGAGCGUGGAGUCAGAACUCGCCUUGGCACUGCUCGAAUCAGGUGUGGACAAAAAAUGACACUGUGUGGAUGGGCUCCUCCUUCAUGUAUGUGUUGUCUGUGCGCAGGCCUUAUCGACCAUCGUCAGCACGCCGAUUUAUGGCGCAUUAGCUGGUGCCACGCCGUCCGCACCGACAAGGGGGCCCACGCAGUCUGGCAGCCCAUCUCGUGCAUACUUGAUCUGCACGAGCGGCUCAGGGGCACCACCCUCCAGCCACUGGACAGCCUCCCUCGCGGCAUCUCGCCCCAGCUGUUCUGGGCCGACGGGCAGCAAGACGCAAUGGAAGAUUUGCUGGACGGGCUGACGCAGUCCAUCAACAAGCACUUGCCUUCGUCGGUGAGGGUGCUGGGCAUCGACCGAGUGGGCCGAUCCUUCGACUGCCGCUAUGCGUCAGCCAAGACCUACGAGUACCUGCUGCCGCUGCCCACAGGCGACACGCCCACGUCUGCGGACGAUGCGAGCGCUGCGGCGGCCGUACCUUCUUCCCUCGACUCAAGCGCCGUCACCAGCAGCACGUCACAGGCGUCUACCGGGGUGUCAUCUGUGAUGGAUGUGGACAGGCUGGCGAGUGCGUUGGAUUUGUUUGUCGGCGUUCACGACUUUCGCAACUUCACGACUGGCGGCGGCGGCGGUGCUGGGCAGGGUGCCCAGCUGCGGGAGGUGACGAGCGCGUCCGUCGUCAAAGUUUCUAUCGGCCGGCGGGUCUUCCUGCGCCUCACCAUCUCAGGCACGGCGUUUCUCCGGUACCAAGUGCGCAAGAUGGUGUCGCUGGCCGUUGCGGUGGGGGCGGGCUGCCUCCCCCUCGAGGCCAUCACCCUCGCCCUCCGCCCCUCAGUCGCCACACAUCUCGACAUUCCAUGCGCCCCUGCGUGUGGACUCAUACUCGCCCACGUCGACUACUCUGGAAGUCGACGCUCGUCUACGGCAUCGUCCUGCCCGCCCUUGGACUUCGAGAAACGGUCCCUCACGUCGGCGCAUUUUCUCGACUUCAAGAGGCGUCUCUACGCGUCGAUCGCCGAGCGUUCAUCGCCCGAGCUCUCACGGUGGCUGGCGAGCCUCAUCUCCGCCCCAUCUUCCCCCUCCCUCCCCCCGCCCCUCUCGCCGUCCGGCCGUCUCCCCCCAAAGGAUGGCGCCCUGCGGCUGAUGCUUCAGAGACGAUUCGUGCUUGAGAGCGGAAGCGACAGCCCACGGUCGGCCCGCGACGACCUCCUGUUGGCGCGUGACUCGAGCGCGCAGCAGGGGGGAGGGGAGGAGGAUGACGCCGUCCCAUCCCCGGCAACCAGAUCGCCCCCUCGAGCAGCGAGGAGGAGGACGGUCGAGUCGAUGGCGAGCGAUUCCCCGCCCGACCGGCGGCCGUCGAGCCGUCUGUCGAUUGAUGUGAUUCGGCUGCCCGACGACGCGACGUCCAGCCGGCAGGUCGAUGCGACAGGCCUGCACGCCAUCCAGGCGCCCGAGGUGUUCUCGCUCGACUCGUCUGUGCAGCCGCACUCGCCCAGCACGUAUGGGUCCAUGAAGACCGAGGAAUUCAACAUUGCCACACCCAGCAACACACCGCCCCCCUCCCCGCUGCUCGGGAAGCAGGCCGAUCGGCCACCGCCGGAGGAGACCUUCAGAGGCUGGCCUGCGGUCCGUGAGCAAGACUACACAGCACACUAGGGGCUGGUGCGCCGUUUCAUGCUUGUCUCCCUCCUUGUGGUGAUGGUGCGUGCAGGUGUUGGUUCAUGCGGAGAGUGUAGUGAGAUAUCUGCGACAAGAGGACGGCAGAUAGACAUGUGGGACGGUGUGGGGUGGUAUGGGGACAUUUUUCCCUUCGCUGCUUUGACCGACCUUUGACCGGCCUGCCUUUGUACAGACAGCGGGGUGUCUUGUGUGUGUGUGUCUGCCGGAAGGCACGAUGCGAUUGCCAUGCCAUCGGCGGUCCGGGUAAAUGCACGGCCUUAUGCAUGUGUGACUUCGCACUCUCAGACCUUCAUCUUUCAUUGAAGUUCUCUCU
This is a messenger RNA of Vitrella brassicaformis, 2208 nucleotides long. The record is from the annotation of a GenBank genome assembly. Lineage: Eukaryota; Vitrellaceae.